CACGAAACAGCAUUGACCCAAUGGUGGCUGAGCUGUUCACACCUUGAAAAAUUCCUAAUUUCAUCGUCUUCUUCAACCCCUCCAACUUGUUUGUCCCCUUUGUGAUUCGCUCUUUGAUCAUCAUCUAUCAAGCUUCAAUUUUUUUCACAAUUCUUCAUAAAAUCCUGCUUUUAAAACCCCAAUCUCAUCAAUCAAGACUUUCAACUUUCAAGAUCUGAUCGAUCCAACAUAAAUUCAAUCUUUUUCAUAAAUUCUUCAAAUUUCAAUAAACCCAUUUCAAGAAUCUGUUUCUUGAUCAUCCCUUUUGACCCACUUCAAUCUUUUUCAUAAAUUCUUAAAAUUUCAGUAUACCCAUUUCAAGAAUCUGUUUCUUGAUCAACCCUUUUGACCCAAUUCAAUCUUUUUUUUUUUUUCAUAAAGUCUUCAAAUUUCUGAUAACCCAUUUCAAGAAUCUGUUUCUUGAUCAGAAUAUUAAAUGGGUAAUUGCUGUGCUGUACCCUCUACCACAGAUAACGAUUUCGAAAACAAAAAGGGUAAAAACAAGCCCAACCCAUUUGCUCUAGACAACGGUGGGUCAAUCCCAUCUGGAAAUGGGUAUAAACCAUAUGUUUUAGAAAACCCAACUGGGAAUCAAAUAGAACAAACAUAUGUUCUUGGUAGAGAAUUGGGUAGGGGUGAAUUUGGGGUUACUUAUUUGUGUACUGAUAAGUCAACUGGUGAGGUUUACGCGUGUAAAUCGAUAUCGAAAAAGAAGUUAAGGACUCGGGUUGAUGUGGAAGAUGUUAGGAGGGAGGUUGAGAUUAUGAAGCAUAUGCCACCUCACCCUAAUAUUGUGAGUUUGAAGGAUACUUAUGAAGAUGAUAGUGCUGUUCAUUUGGUUAUGGAGUUGUGUGAGGGUGGAGAGUUGUUUGAUCGGAUCGUUGCGAGAGGUCAUUACACCGAACGCGCGGCUGCGGGUGUUACCAAAACCAUUGUUGAGGUUAUUCAGAUGUGCCACAAGCAUGGUGUUAUGCACCGUGAUCUUAAACCCGAAAACUUCUUGUUUGAAAACAAGAAAGAAACAGCAGCCUUAAAGGCUAUCGAUUUUGGGUUAUCUGUUUUCUUCAAACCAGGUGAAAGGUUCAAUGAGAUUGUAGGUAGUCCAUACUACAUGGCUCCCGAGGUCCUAAAAAGAAAUUAUGGCCCAGAAGUUGAUGUAUGGAGUGCUGGUGUGAUCCUAUACAUAUUGCUUUGUGGUGUCCCGCCGUUUUGGGCAGAAACUGAGCAAGGAGUUGCACAGGCAAUCAUUCGAUCUGUUGUAGAUUUUAAAAGAGAUCCUUGGCCCAAAGUUUCCGAUAGUGCAAAGGAUCUUGUUAAAAAGAUGCUAAAUCCUGACCCGAAAUUGCGUCUCACUGCUCAAGAAGUUCUUGAUCAUCCAUGGAUACAAAACGCCAAAAAGGCUCCAAAUGUUUCUUUAGGUGAAACCGUUAAAGCAAGACUCAAGCAAUUCUCAGUGAUGAACAAGCUCAAGAAAAGAGCGUUAAGGGUGAUUGCGGAGCAUUUAUCGGCUGAGGAAGUGGCAGGAAUAAAACAAGGAUUUGAUUUGAUGGAUACUAGCAAACAAGGAAAGAUAAACAUCGCUGAGUUGAAAGCCGGUUUGCAAAAGCUCGGCCAACAAAUACCAGAUGCAGAUCUUCAGAUACUUAUGGAUGCUGGAGACGUUGACAAAGACGGAUACUUAAACUAUGGAGAAUUUGUUGCAAUUUCCGUUCACUUGAGAAAAAUGGGCAAUGAUGAUCAUCUUAAAGACGCUUUUGCAUUUUUCGAUCAAAAUAAAAGUGGAUAUAUUGAGAUUGAAGAGCUAAGAGAAGCCUUAUCCGAUGAACUUGAACCCAACAAUGAAGAAGUCAUUGCUGCCAUUAUUCAUGAUGUUGAUACUGAUAAGGAUGGAAAAAUAAGUUUCGAGGAAUUCACAGCAAUGAUGAAAGCAGGGACGGAUUGGAGGAAGGCCUCUAGACAAUACUCACGAGAACGUUACAAUAAUCUUAGCUUGAAGUUAUUCAAAGACGGAUCGAUGAACUUAAACGGAUAAUUAGGGAAGCCAAACACAUAUUUCUGGUAACCAUAACUUCUAAUAUUAUUGUUGUUAUUAUUGGGCAUUUUCUGUUCUUGUAAUAUGUUGUUGGGGGUUUAUUCAUUUCAUUUAAUGAGUGGUAUUGUGGGGAGUAAACUAUAGGGAUUUUUCGGGUGUAAAUAUUUAUCUUGCGUAUGUGAUCUGUGCAAUGUACACAAAAUUUGAGUUGCAAGUUAAUAUUUUGGUGUUUUUUUUUCUUUUGUUAA
Molecule: messenger RNA, 2319 nt
Organism: Helianthus annuus (common sunflower)
Lineage: Eukaryota; Viridiplantae; Streptophyta; Magnoliopsida; Asterales; Asteraceae
Product: calcium-dependent protein kinase 7
Exons: 8
Coding region: 476-2071 (531 amino acids)
Biological process (GO): peptidyl-serine phosphorylation; protein autophosphorylation; intracellular signal transduction
Cellular component (GO): nucleus; cytoplasm
Molecular function (GO): calcium ion binding; calcium-dependent protein serine/threonine kinase activity; calmodulin binding
Source: RefSeq, a predicted model, not a curated record